This is a messenger RNA of Camelus dromedarius (Arabian camel), 2715 nucleotides long. RefSeq names its product HEXIM P-TEFb complex subunit 1 (gene HEXIM1). The transcript has a single exon. Gene Ontology annotation, molecular function: cyclin-dependent protein serine/threonine kinase inhibitor activity; 7SK snRNA binding. Lineage: Eukaryota; Metazoa; Chordata; Mammalia; Artiodactyla; Camelidae. The record is from RefSeq and is a predicted model, not a curated record. Bases 704 to 2128 code for a protein of 474 amino acids. Gene Ontology annotation, cellular component: cytoplasm; nucleoplasm; nucleus. Gene Ontology annotation, biological process: negative regulation of transcription by RNA polymerase II; negative regulation of cyclin-dependent protein serine/threonine kinase activity.
AAGUUGGCAGGUGGAGAGGCAGGUUGGGAGGGGAAGUUGGGGGAGGAGGCGGAAGAAGAACUGUCGGAGGGGGAGGAGGGAGGGAGGAAAAAGGAGGAGGCAGAGGAGAACUGAGCUGAGCCGAGCAUCGAGCCAAAGGGGAGAUGAGUUUGUCUGUCCUCGGCUGAGGCUUCGGCUGGGCCUAGGGAACUGGGAGCUCGGGUUGGAGCGACACCCGUGGAAGUGGGAGGAGGUGGCUCUGGGACUUUAACCCCUUGUGGGCUCUGCGGCAGGGGAUUUAACCCUUUGUGGAUCCGGCCCCUCGGAGUCAGCGUCAUCGGGUAGUUUUAACCCCUUCGGGGCUGGGUUUAACCCGUUGGAUUUAACCUCAUCUCCUUGCUCACGAACUCCUCCAUCGCGGGGGCGCUCUGCGGGGAGGCUUGAGGCCCCCCCCCCCCCUGCACAUUACGUACUGUUUCUGCUGCUGCACCCCCUUGGACCCGCUCGCUGGCCGCACUCUGGGAGCUUAACCCUUUACUGACUUGAGCUCCCCCAGGUUGCAGUUGGAGUUUGCUGACAGAAGGACUGGCUAAAGGCAUCACUACAGGAAUUAUAGACCGAAAAGGAUUGUGUUGGACAUUUUUUAAAAGGAAAGAAAAACCUUUUUUCCUUAAGGACUUACAGCGAAAAUUCUUCAAACUUCGAGAAGAGGAUUCUAUUUGCCAUGGCCGAGCCACUCUUGUCAGAGUAUCAGCACCAGCCUCAAACUAGCAACUGUACAGGUGCUGUUGCUGUCCAUGAAGAACAGAACGCCGAUCACCCCCCAGGCGCGGAGGAGCGGGUGCCCGAGGAGGACAGUAGGUGGCAAUCGCGAGCGUCCCCCCAAUCGGGUGGCCGUCCAGGGCAGUGGGGGGAAGGGAGCCUGAAGCCCCAGCCGCCUCCCCUGCAGACCCAGGUCUGCACAGAAUCCAGCUGCCUGAAAGCAAGUGAGAAGGGCCAGAAUGGGGACGACUUGUCUGCUGGCGGAGUCCCCCAGCCAGCGGCGGGAGGGGAACAGAGGCCCCAGGCCGUGGAGCCACUCUUGUCAGAGUAUCAGUACCAGCCUCAAACUAGCAACUGUACAGGUGCUGUUGCUGUCCAUGAAGAGCAGAACCCCGAUCGCCCCCCAGGCGCGGAGGAGCGGGUGCCUGAUAAGGACAGUAGGUGGCAAUCGCGAGCGUCCCCCCAAUCGGUUGGCCGUCCGGGGCAGUGGGGGGAAGGGAGCCUGGAGUUCCAGCCACCUUCCCUGCAGACCCAGGUCUGCCCAGAAUCCAGCUGCCCGGAAGCGGGUGAGAAGGGCCAGAAUGGGGAUGAUUUGUCCGCUGGCGGAGCCCCCCCGCCGACGGCGGGAGGGGAACAGAGGUCCGAGGCCGAGCCGCUUGUCCAGCCUUGUCAUGACUCCGAGACCAACAAGUUGGGGGCUUCUGCUGCAAGGGGCGAAGCGGCGUGGAGACAGCAGCAGAGACAGCUGGGCAAGAAAAAACAUAGGAGGAGACGCACUUCCAAGAAGAAGAGACUUUGGAAACCUUACUACGAGCUGACCUGGGAGGAGAGAAGAAAGUUCGAUGAGAGACAGAGCCUGCGAGCUUCGAGGAUUCGAGCGGAGAUGUUCGCCAAGGGCCAGCCGGUCGCGCCCUAUAACACCACGCAGUUCCUCAUGGAUGAUCACGACCAGGAGGAGCCAGAUCUUAAAACCGGCCUCUAUCCCAAACGGGCCGCUGCCAAAUCCGACGACACCAGUGAUGAAGACUUUAUGGAAGAAGCAGGCGAGGAGGAUGGGGGCAGCGACGGGAUGGGAGGAGAUGGCAGCGAGUUUCUGCAGCGGGACUUCUCGGAGACAUACGAGCGGUACCACGCGGAGAGCCUGCAGAACAUGAGCAAGCAGGAGCUCAUCAAAGAGUACCUGGAGCUGGAGAAGUGCCUCUCUCGCAUGGAGGACGAGAAUAACCGGCUGCGGCUCGAAAGCAAACGGCUGGGCGGCGACGACGCGCGUGUGCGGGAGCUGGAGUUGGAGCUGGAGCGGCUGCGUGCCGAGAACCUCCAGCUGCUGACGGAGAACGAACUGCACCGGCAGCAGGAGCGAGCGCCGCUGUCCAAGUUUGGAGACUAGACAAACUUUUUGGGGGGAGGGGGCAAAGGGGACUUUUUACAGUGAUGGAAUGUAACAUUAUAUACAUGUGUAUAUAAGACAGUGGACCUUUUUAUGACACAUAAUCAGAAAUCUCCUCUGGCUUUGGUUGGUUUGAUAAAUUUAGCUAUGAUAUGCUUUCUCCUGUUCUUUAAUUAUGUGAAACCGAAGGGUUGCUUUUCUUGUUUUCCUUUUUAGAAGUUUUCUUUUUUAACGUGUAAGUAAUUUGACCAAGUUAUAAUGCAUUUUUCUGUUAAAAAUCCUCUCCUUAAAUGGAGCUAUAAGGUGGCCAAAUCUUAGAACCAUUAAAUUCAUUCUAGUUAUAAUAAAUUUAAUAUUUGUAAAUGUAACAUAGUUUCAGUGUGAUUUCUAGAGCUAAUUCGAAAUAGUACUGAUUUACGUGAUUGCAUUUUUCGGGGGGUAGAGAAAAAUUAUUUGUCAGUUUUCAAAAAACCAAUUCUUUAAUGGGAGAAUUUUCAAUUUGCUGAUUUUUCUCUUGAAUGGGUUUUAGUAUGCUGCAAUAUACAGUUCCGGCAAAAUAUAAAGGUUUAAGUAUCUUCAACACUUAA